Messenger RNA from Pseudophryne corroboree (corroboree frog), 2042 nucleotides. It is a transcript of the gene F2, whose product is annotated as coagulation factor II, thrombin. NCBI's taxonomy places the organism in Eukaryota, Metazoa, Chordata, Amphibia, Anura, Myobatrachidae. The transcript has 14 exons. The record is from RefSeq and is a predicted model, not a curated record. Gene Ontology annotation, molecular function: serine-type endopeptidase activity; calcium ion binding. Gene Ontology annotation, cellular component: extracellular region. Gene Ontology annotation, biological process: platelet activation; positive regulation of blood coagulation; blood coagulation. Bases 100 to 1920 code for a protein of 606 amino acids.
CUAUUUUCCUGACACUGACUGGUGUUCCAAAUCUCUGGUCAUUUCAGUUGCGAUUGUCGGGCUGCAUUGCAGAGGCUCGUUCCCCACCCCAGACCCACCAUGCCGCACAGGAGUCAGAUCUUAUGGGGAGUUCUCCUGGCUUCCUUGCUACCACUAGCUCUGGGCCACAAUGUGUUCCUCAAUAGCCAGCAGGCUAUGUCUGUCCUGAAACGAUCUCGUAGAGCUAAUACUUUUUUGGAGGAGGUAAAGCAGGGGAAUAUGGAAAGAGAAUGUAUGGAAGAGUUGUGUGACUAUGAGGAGGCAAGAGAGAUAAAGGAGUCCAAAGUGGAAACGGAUGCAUUCUGGUCCCGGUAUAUAUCUUGUCAUCCUGAAAAGAAGCCAUCAAGGCAAUCAUUUGAUCUCUGUAUAGCAGGUGACUGCGCGGAGGGCAUUGGAACAAACUACAUAGGAAACCUCAGCAUCACCAGAUCUGGACGACUUUGUCAGUACUGGGCCAGCAACUUUCCCCACAAGACAAAGAUUAACCCACUCACCCACCCGAACAAGUCCUUAACGGAGAACUUUUGUCGAAACCCGGAUGACAAUCCAUUGGGACCAUGGUGCUACACGAAGGACCCCGUAAAAGCCAGAGAGGAGUGUGCAGUGCAGAUAUGUGGUAAGAAAGAGACUACAGUUGAGCCUAUAAAACCACAGGUGGAAAAAGCGAAGGUGGAUGACACAACCUGUGAGAUGAAUCGUGGCUUGCAAUAUGAGGGGACGCUGGCGGCCUCAGUGUCAGGUCUGCCGUGCUUGCCCUGGAACUCACCAGCAGUUGAGGUGCACAGCCGUAAGGACUUCCUGAAAGAGGUUGUGCUGAAAGAAAAUUACUGCAGGAACCCGGAUGGGGAUGACGAGGGCGUAUGGUGCUAUGUAUCACACCCCAAUAAAACGUUUGAAUAUUGCAACUUAAAUUAUUGUGCUGAGGAACCAUGUUCUGACUGCGGCCAAGGAGGCCAGGCAGGCCGCACAGACGAUACGCAGCACAAGACAUUCUUUGAUGCAGACUAUUUUGGUCAAGGAGAGGCAGUGUGUGGACUGAGGCCACUCUUUGAACAGAAGAAAAUAGAGGACAAUACCGAGCACGAUCUCCUGGACUCCUACAUCCAAGGCCGAGUUGUUAAUGGAGAGGAGGCCAAGCAAGGUAGUGCACCAUGGCAGGUGAUGUUGUUUAAGAGAAGUCCUCAGGAGCUGCUUUGUGGGGCCAGUCUCAUAAGUGACCGCUGGGUGCUGACAGCUGCUCACUGCAUCUUCUACCCUCCCUGGGAUAAGAAUUUCACAGUUGACGACCUUCUGGUGCGGAUAGGAAAACACUAUCGUACAAAGUACGAGAGAGCAACAGAGAAAAUUCUGCAGCUUGAGCGCAUUAUUGUUCAUUCCAAAUAUAACUGGAAAGAAAAUCUUGACCGCGAUAUUGCACUUAUGCAACUGAAAAAGCCUCUAAGCUUCACCAACUAUAUCCAUCCUGUCUGCCUGCCCACUCUGGAGAUCGCACAGAGGUUAGAGCAUUCGGGCCACAAAGGUAGAGUUACAGGAUGGGGGAACCUUAAGGAAUCAUGGACGACGGGAGGCCCACAGCUGCCCCAGAUCCUACAGCAGAUAAACCUUCCCCUUGUCGACCAGGAUAAAUGCAAAGCCUCCACUAAGAUAAAAGUAACAGAAAACAUGUUCUGUGCAGGUUACAGUCCUGAGGACGACACAAGAGGUGAUGCCUGCGAAGGGGACAGUGGAGGUCCCUUUGUCAUGAAGGACCCAAUAACCGGCCGCUGGUACCAGAUGGGCAUUGUGUCAUGGGGUGAAGGAUGUGACCGUGACGGGAAGUACGGUUUCUACGCAAAUGUGCGCCGCCUGCGAAAAUGGAUUAUGAAGUCCAUAGAGAGUUAGAGCAACAGGGAUGUUCCUAUGCACUGAUCUGCCAAACCAUAGACCAUGAGGCUUCUCAUUGUAUUCCAACUCAGCGUAACCAAGCAGUCUUUAUGCAUGUCAAUAAAAUGGUUGAAACACUU